Molecule: messenger RNA, 2618 nt
Organism: Malaya genurostris
Lineage: Eukaryota; Metazoa; Arthropoda; Insecta; Diptera; Culicidae
Product: endoplasmic reticulum metallopeptidase 1-like
Exons: 5
Coding region: 19-2604 (861 amino acids)
Biological process (GO): proteolysis
Molecular function (GO): metalloexopeptidase activity
Source: RefSeq, a predicted model, not a curated record
GGGAACGUGGCGAGAGCAAUGAAGCUAUCCCGAAGUCACACGGUUCCCCUUCUGUGGAGUAUCCUUUUUCCGUUGUUUGCCAUUGGAGUGUACUUCCUGGUCUACUGGAACUGGUCAGCUUUGCCAGAUGGCAUGCUCGUAGAAGAUGAGAUACGCAGUGAACCUGUGUUUGUAGCAGAGCGAGCUCAACGACAUCUGCGGGUACUGACCAGCCAGGGUCCGCGCAUUGUCGGCAGCAGUGCGAAUGAAGUUUUUGCCGUCAACUUUCUGGUAACAACGAUUAGUGAAAUAAUUAGUGAAGCUGAUCCCUCGUACAUUCUAUCGGUUGACGUUCAAGAAGCCACCGGAAGCUACUUCCUGGAUUACGCCGAUUAUCCAAUCACUAGCUACUAUCGGGGAGUGCAAAAUGUGAUAGCGACGAUUAGAAAACGGAACCCGGAUCAAUUCAGCGGACAGUAUCUGCUGAUCAAUGCUCAUUUCGAUAGUGCCGUCACAUCGCCGGGUGCCGGAGACGACGGAACUAUGGUUGCCGUCAUGCUGGAAAUCCUCCGUCAGAUAUCGAGGUAUGACUUGGAUUUGCAGCACGGAAUGAUAUUUCUGUUCAACGGUUGUGAAGAAAAUACCAUGCAAGGAGCUCACGGGUUCGCAACGGGGCAUCCCUUGGCCCAGAACGUUUCGGCCUUCAUAAACCUGGAUGUUGCGGCAAACGAAGGUCGCGAAAUUAUGUUCCAGUCUGGGCCGGAUUUUCCCUUCCUGAUGAGAAACUAUCGACGAUUUACGAAACGUCCCUAUGCCAAUUCCGUCGGUGAAGAAGUUUUCCAACUAGGACUCGUGCCAUCGUUUACGGAUUUCGAAACACUUUCGAAGGUGGGCAACUGGCCCGGGAUGGACUUUGCUCUGGCAUCGUACGGCUAUUUGUACCACACCAAGUAUGAUGCCUUCGAAACCAUUUCACUGGGAAGUAUUCAGCACAUCGGAGACAAUUUGCUGCCGUUGACGAUUGGAUUGGCGGGGGCCGAGGAACUCGUCAACGUAGAACUACACCGUGAAGAAGCAGCGACCUUCUUCGACUUUCUGCAUUGGUUUAAGCUGACCUACAGUCAAACCGUGGCGUAUGCCGUCAACAGUGUAGUGGCCGUCAUUGCAGUGAUCCUAAUUGUCCUGACCAUUGCGUUGAUGAUUUGCCGGGAGGGUAUCGAGCCUACGAAGAUUCUCUUCGAGUGUGGCGUAACGUUGAUCGUGCAGACGCUCUCGAUUGUGGUCGGAGCAGGAGUUUCAGUUAUCAUAGCGAUAAUCGUAGACAUAGCGGGCCGUUCGAUGACAUGGUUUACGUCCAGCUGGUUACUGUUUGGACUCUACUUCGCACCGUUUAUCGCCUGUUUGACGUUGGGGCCGGGGCUGUACAUCCGGUUACGGAAAGUGUCCUUCCUGCAUAAUCAGGGCCGAGUUCUGCUCUUUCUUCAUGCACAGUGCUUCAUCUACGUAGCUCUUUUAGUGACACUAACCAUCGGUGGAAUUCGAUCUUCCUACCUCCUGCUAUUUCCGGUAGUCUUCUAUUCACUGUCCACCAUCAUUAAUUUGUUCAUAAAAUUUAAACGAAACCAUUGGAUCUACGUCCAUCUGGCGGGUCAAAUAAUUCCGCUCAUUUACUUCUGCUCCUUAACCGUGACGGUAUUCGCCGUGUUUAUACCGAUGACUGGACACGGAGGCGCCGGUUCGAAUCCCGAUCUCAUGAUGGCUCUAUUUAGUAUUUUAAUGGCACUGCUACUGGUUGGGAUGUGCGCUCCACUGAUGACACUGGCCAGUAAAAUCCGAUAUUUUUACACUCUGCUGGGAUUGUCGUUUGUGGUGACACUGAUCGUGAUGGCUACUCCCGUCGGAUUUCCUUUCCGGGAAAAUACUUCUCCCCAACGAUACUACAUCUUUCACCAGCAAAGUAACUUUCAUCACCAAAACGGUACAAUCCGGCGGACACGGAAUAAUUUCUUUCUGUAUCCUCAAGACCGACAUACUCCGGACUACCUGUUCGAUGCGGUGUCCUUGUGGAGAGAGCAAGCGCAACCAGUCGAACCGGAGUGUAGCCAAGAACUGUACUGCGGAUUUCCACUGUACAUCAAUCGAUAUAAUCGACAGCGUGAGUACAGCUAUUGGAUGCCGGCCAAUUCGUCCCCAAUCUUCCCAGAGCCAGUUCAGUUUGAAUUGUUGGAACGGCAGGAUAUCUCUUCGAGAAACCGAACGUUUCUGUUUUCCAUUGAAGGUCCCACUUUGAUGGGAUUGUAUUUCUCUCCGUUACCAGGAAAUACAUUGAGAGCAUGGUCUUUCAGUAAGAAAAUCCCACCCAGUGGAAUUGAUUGGAAUGAUCAACCCGUGUAUUACGUUAACUACGUACAAGCCAAGUCACGCUCUCCGCAGGAAUUCUUCGUAGAAAUUGAGUUAACGGACGAAACCGUAGGCGAUGGUCCUGUUCUACUGGUGUCCGUUGUUGGCCAAUACAUGUACCACGAACAGCAUCUAACUGAAGACUUUAAGACCCUACUCAAGCAGAUGCCUGCAUUUGCUCACACCGUAGCUUACCCAAACUAUUUGGAAAGUUGGGAAUUUUGAUAUUAUAUUUCAUA